AUUUGGCAAUAAUAUUCAUCGUAUUUUACAACCAGGAGCCACGGCCUAUCGGCUCAUUUUAAAGUGCAUUCUGAAAAUCAGUUUUACAACCUCUGCUGGCUAAACUCAAACGCCUGACGUGUACGGUAACGUAAACAAACCUAACAAACCCAGAGGUUUCGCAGCAAUCGUAAACUCGUCCAAAAGACAAUUAAUCCAUAUUAAGUAAUUAUUCUGAAGUGCGGAUUUAUAAUAUACAAUAGUGAAGUAACAAAUUUACCAUUAUUACGGUUUAAGUCCUCUUUGCUCAAUUUUUUAAGUCAACUCUUCCUGCUGCAUGUGUUCUAUCGUAUCAACAAUUUCAGAGCCAGAAGUAAAGUUGAUUCACUAAAACAAGCGUGAUUCUACCUAUACAAACAUUCAGAAUGAAUUUUUAAGGAUUUCUUAAGACAAUUGUAUGCUUUAAUGAACGAUCUUGACCUUCCUGAACCCUCAAAGUAUGUACUCAGCGCUCACCAUUCUAUGGUGGAUUAUAACUUCUUCAUGAACGCCACUUCUGCCUUAACUGUGACAUCAAAUGGAACUGGAAGAAAAGAUAGCUGAAUAUCGAGCCAGGAAAAGAAGAGGUUUACUAGUGAAGAAAGUCCAAAAUUCUGUGAAAGAUGUGUUUUCGUGGCUUCAUGACAAAGUGGAAACUACCAUGAAUGAUCAAGAUGAUAUCAAAGUUGAUGAAAAUGAAACGGAUGAUACUCCUGCUAAUUGCAACUCAUCCGGGGUUGCUGUAAUGGAAGAUUUUGGGUCUACCUCGACGGAUGGUGCUGACGAAUAUUUCAUCAACUGGCGAAAAUUCUCCCUUUACGUUCUUUUGUGGUGCUCCCUUUUCGGCCUAGCAGUUUUUGCUGAAUUUGGAGCUGUCUUUGUCAUUCUUUCUGGUUUCGUCAUCAUUUGGGCAAAUACUAGGACCAGUCCCAAAAAACCUGGAGAAAUCAGUGCUUACUCUGUAUUCAAUCCCAAUUGUGAAGCAAUCCAAGGCAGUCUAGACGCUAAACAGUUGGAGAGAGAAAUGUUAUAUGGAGGAAUGUAAGAUAGGUUUGAACUGUGUUAUUGUUGAACACAAAACUUAAUUAUGAGAAUUGGCAUCUGAAACCUCCAAACGAUAUUAAAAAGAUUUAGUAAAAA
Bemisia tabaci is the source of this 1158-nucleotide messenger RNA. It is a transcript of the gene Saysd1, whose product is annotated as SAYSVFN motif domain containing 1. Lineage: Eukaryota; Metazoa; Arthropoda; Insecta; Hemiptera; Aleyrodidae. The record is from RefSeq and is a predicted model, not a curated record.